AUGGCUACAGCGGGAGAAGCGCCAAAGGACACAAAAGAGCCAUGUCCUGUCAAGGAGGAGCUUCCAAAGCUCUCGGAUCAUGAGUUUAGGGUGUAUAACCGUCUGGCUGAUAAGAUGAACUGGUUUCACAACAACUUCCGCCAAUCCUGGAACGUCCUCUGGCAAGCCUGCACCACCGGCCGCCGCCCCCAAGGCAUGUCCCUCAAGCAGCUCUUCCAGAUCGGCACCGAGUUCGCCGAGCAUCUCACCGUGCACCACCGCAUCGAGGAGACGUACUUCUUCCCCAUGCUGGCCAAGCGGAUGCCCGAGUUUGACCCCAAGAACGGCGACCUGGUGAAGCAGCACGCGCAGAUCCACGAGGGGCUGGAGGGGUUUGAAGAGUACAUUGGCCAGUGCAAGCGCGGCGAAAGGGACUUUGAGCUGAGCGUGUUGAAGGACAAGAUGGAGAGCUGGGGAGGCGUGCUGUGGGCGCAUUUGGACGAUGAGGUGCGGUCGUUGGGGGCGGAGAAUAUGCGCAAGUUUUGGACGUUGCAGGAGAUUCAGCGGUUUAACAUGUAG
Messenger RNA from Trichoderma atroviride IMI 206040, 558 nucleotides. RefSeq lists its product as uncharacterized. NCBI's taxonomy places the organism in Eukaryota, Fungi, Ascomycota, Sordariomycetes, Hypocreales, Hypocreaceae. The record is from RefSeq and is a predicted model, not a curated record.